ACACAUAACAUCAACGUAUGAGGCAGGAAAACGGCAGCGCCUAUCCCUUUCGAUGACGGAAAAGUCUACCCUUAUUUACGCGAUACUCAAUACCCACUGAGUUGGAUCGCUAGCGACCGAAUUGGGUUUCAUUUCAAAGCACAGAAGAUUAUGGGUUGGAAUUACCCAGAAAUUUCUUUAGAUGAAAUGAUGAAAUUGAUAAAAGGGUUUGUAGAUAUACUCAUUCUGGCAUCUGGGUAUCAGUCUUCUGGCUUUCCUGCCCACUGGGAUGCCCACAAUAUUAAGAAAGCUUUUCAAUGGGCUCUCUUUUUUGAGAAUGUUAUUAGGCACUUGAGCUCUAAAGAUGUUUACCUGGACUCAUUUAAGGAACUUGAUGCAACUGUAAAUGAAAUGACAGCCAAUCCUUCCUUCCCUCAGGGUCUUUCCCAUCUAUCAUGUUCUACUCUCAGUAGAGCCAGAGCUUUUGUUUCUGAAUAUUUCAUACAUGCUUUACCUUUGAGGGAUGCACAUCUCAGCGCUUUCCUGAGAGCAACAGUGGAGAUGGAUCUUGAUGAGCUUUCCAAGAUGGUGGAUGAUUGCUUUAAUAUGUAUCUCAAAAAGUUGAUGCUUCUUGAUUCAUCACUUGACUUGGUUCUGGAACCAAGGGGUUUUGUGAAGGACUCAUAUAAGUCAUCUUCAGAUGUUUCUCCACUUAAGAAGAUUGAUAAAUGUACGGCUGGUGAUUUCACUUCGUUUGCUGUUCAAGGCUUGUCCAAGAGGCAGUCAGCAUUGUCAUGCAUAUCAACAGUUAAGGCAGGCUUAGAUGUCCUCUCCACUGCUGUGAAACACAGUAGUUGCACCAGGCCUUAUAAUAGCUUCAGUGAAGAAAAUUUGAACCAAGUUAGAGCUCUGGCAUUGAUGGGGGGUGAAUAUGACUUGGUUGAUUUUGUCACAUGGAACUGCUGGAAAUCAAGAAAUUUCUUGUAUUUCCUUGAUAUGAGAACCGUUAGAUUGGCCUCUGGUGCAAGCAUGAUAUUUUCUGCACCCAAGAGCCAGUGGGUACAAGUAUUUGAACAGCUGCAUAUAUCAGCAGAAGGCUCUGAUGAUGAUUUCAGUGAAAUCAUUGAGCUUCUCUUACUUGGAUGCAUUGGAAGCAAAUGGAGUUGUUUGAUUGAAUAUUUCAUGUCAGUUUCUUAUGAUUCCCUACCUAUCUCAAAGCAGUAUCAUGAAUUAUGCAAGGGAAUACGACAUUUACAUUCUAAAGAGGAAAUGAUGAACUUUAAGGAUACUUGCAUUCUGGAGUAUCUGAUUAAAUUAUUAAGUGGUCAACUUCAUCACCUCUGGAAACUACCGCCUGUCCUUGUAUCAGUUGCCAUUCCAUUGUGGUCACCUUUAUUUGGACUUUAUUUGAGUGAGAUAGAGACACAUUACAAGGGAGAUACUUUAACAAUGAGCAGAUUCUGCACAUGUCUUAAAGAUGGGAAGGAACACAAGGAUUGUGAACUUGCUGAAAGGAUCUGGUUGCUUUACAUAUUUCAUAUUUGUGGGUCUCAUCUAAUGUCUGGUGCUAGUAGUGCUUGACAGUGAACUUGAGCAUUACCUCUGUUCUUGAGGCUCAAGAUUGCUUUGGGUUUCAAUUUCGGUCCUCACAAAAAUAUAGAGCAUGUGUGUUCUGCUCUGAUACUGCUUUUGAUCAUGUGUAUUCUGGUAUAAUACUGCAGUAGUAAAAGCUUAUAUCUAUCUAGACACAAGAUAAUGAAUUAAAGGAGUAUAGUUUAUUAAUUACACCCUGACUGAUACAUUCAUGUGUUCACACGUGUACACUUGGUACAUUAUAAAAUAUCUGUACUGUUACACUGCAGAAAAUAUGAGCUCACAAGUUAUCUCCUGUAGAAUAGAACAAACAUGGAUAGAAAACUUUAUCUGAUGCAUAUAUAUCAUUGUCGAUCAUUCUUUGCUUGAAUGAAGAGUGUUUGAACCUUAUUCUAAAAAUAUCAAUUUAUCUGCCCCACAAUGUCUUUUUCACAUCUUGUGGGGGCCUUUUCUGGAUAAAAUGUGAUCAAACUUUAACUGAGAAAGCUAUGAAUUUUGCAAAUGGAAGAAUGUGUUUAAUCAUGUCAUUAUCACUCAUUUAGUAAUGGACGGUGAGAACUUUUCUUGGGCAGUCCACUCUCAUGCAACCUUUUUCCCUUAGAUGCUUCCUGGGAAAGUUCAACUCUAGAGUAAAACUUAAGCAAAGUCUCAAAGGCUAAAGCACUUGGCAACUCUUUGGUGGACUAGCUAAUAUCAAAACUGUGGUCUGAUCAGUAGUGACAUAACAUCAGUAGCCUAAUAUGAACAGUGAGUUGAGACAGAUGGCCUAGUUGAAAAAGUUGAAUGGGCCAGUGAUAAUAAAGUAAUUUAAAUACAUAAUGUUAUGGACAAUGACACAUGAUAAUGGGCAUUGAUGCUUUGAAAGAUUGGUCUUAUUAUUUUCUUUGUAACUAUAUUUUCUCCUGGUUUCCUUUUUGCUUUUGGUCUUGUAAGCCAUCUUCCCUGAAUUUGUAUACAAAGGUUGAAGGGGAUCCAGUUCUUGAAGUGGGCAAGAAAAUGGGAAGCACCGGUUCCGCUGUCACACUUGUGAGUCUGGAAAGAAAAGACCCGAGUGGCGGUGGUUGCAGUACAUCUUAUGUGGUGAUGCAGUUGUUCUGGAAACUUAAGUCUCUCUGGAAGCAAGCAUUGGGAUGGCAGAGGAUGAAUGUGCAGUAUAGCUAUGAUAUCCACAGUUACUCUCUCAACUUUGAUGAUGGUUCUUUUCUUGAUCACCGUUUGCACAACAGUUGUUGAAGAAAUUUUAGUUUGAACUUCAGAAAUAAGUCAUGUGUGAGACAACCAGAUAUACAAUUUUUCAUAUUACAGUAUUGGAUUGUGCUUGUAAGUUAGUCAUACAGCAUUAAACUGAGAUAUGAGAAAGAGGAUAAUACUGAAUCCAUGUAUCUUCCAAAUAAGUUUAUGCCCCAAAUUAUGCCUCUCUUUGUUGUCUAAUCAGACGUUUGAAUUUACCAGUUUGACCUUUUCUUUC
This is a messenger RNA of Mangifera indica (mango), 3040 nucleotides long. RefSeq lists its product as uncharacterized. Gene Ontology annotation, cellular component: Fanconi anaemia nuclear complex. The record is from RefSeq and is a predicted model, not a curated record. Gene Ontology annotation, biological process: interstrand cross-link repair. The coding region runs from base 151 to 1560 and encodes 469 amino acids. NCBI's taxonomy places the organism in Eukaryota, Viridiplantae, Streptophyta, Magnoliopsida, Sapindales, Anacardiaceae. The transcript has 10 exons.